Hypomesus transpacificus is the source of this 3258-nucleotide messenger RNA. RefSeq names its product disks large homolog 2-like. Gene Ontology annotation, biological process: chemical synaptic transmission. Gene Ontology annotation, cellular component: neuron projection; postsynaptic density membrane; neuromuscular junction. The record is from RefSeq and is a predicted model, not a curated record. NCBI's taxonomy places the organism in Eukaryota, Metazoa, Chordata, Actinopteri, Osmeriformes, Osmeridae. Gene Ontology annotation, molecular function: kinase binding.
AUGCCGUGCUCGUGCGGCUGGCAGCAUCACCCGCCCCAGGAGUACCAGUACAGCCCCAUGCCCGCGUCCGCCACCCUGACCAGGCCGAGGGGCCGCCUGCUGGCCUCGCGCUCGGAGAGCUCCUGGAGGAGCCCCAGACACGCCACGCUCCGCUCCAAGGGCGGCAGCUGCGACUUGUGGCCCGAGUGCGUCUGCGCUCAGGGCUGGCAGGAGGCGUACCAGGCAAGCCCGGCCCCAAUUAUAGUCAACACGGAUACUUUGGAGUCAGUACCUUACAUCAACGGGACAGAAAUCGAGUAUGAGUUUGAAGAAAUUACGCUAGAACGUGGGAACUCAGGCCUGGGCUUCAGCAUCGCUGGAGGAACAGACAACCCUCACAUCGGCGACGACCCGGGCAUCUUCAUCACCAAGAUCAUCACCGGGGGGGCAGCAGCGGAAGAUGGACGCUUACGGGUGAACGACUGCAUCCUGAGGGUGAACGACUCGGACGUGUCGGAGGUGUCCCACAGCCGGGCGGUGGAGGCUCUCAAGGUGGCCGGCUCCAUCGUCAGGCUCUACGUCCGCCGCCGGAGACCCAUGCUCGAGACCGUCAUCGAGAUCAAGCUCAUCAAAGGACCAAAAGGGCUGGGCUUCAGCAUCGCGGGGGGCGUGGGGAACCAACACAUGCCAGGGGACAACAGCAUCUACGUCACCAAGAUCAUCGAAGGCGGGGCGGCGCAGAAGGACUGCCGGCUGCAGGUCGGAGACCGGCUGCUCAUGGUGAAUAACUACACUCUGGAAGAGGUCUCUCACGAGGAGGCCGUAGCCAUACUGAAGAACACAUCUGAUGUAGUCUAUCUGAAGGUGGGGAAACCCACUAGCGUUUACCUCUCAGAUCCCUACGGGCCCACUGAUAUCACCCACUCCUUUUCUCCAGCCAUGGAAAAUCAUAUCUCUUUCCCGGGCAACAACGGCACUAUGGAGUACAAGUCCUGCCCUCCCCCCGUGUCUCCCGGGAGAUACUCCCCCCUCCCAAAACAUUUACUCGGGGAAGAGGACAUAAACAGAAAUACCUCGUUAGAUGAAGGGGAGGGUCACAGGUUUGAUUCCCAGCACUUCCAGUUGAGGCCUCCAGAGCCAGUUUACAGCACUGUGAACAAACUGUGUGACAAAGCACCUUCUCCCCGACACUAUUCCCCCAUGGAGUGUGACAAAAGCCUUCUCCACUCCAUCCCCUUCCCUCACUAUCACUUAGGCCUGCUCCCCGACUCCGACUUCUCCAGGGAGCCCAGGAGGAUGGUCCUCCACAAGGGCUCGACAGGACUGGGCUUCAACAUCGUCGGCGGGGAGGAUGGAGAAGGCAUCUUUGUGUCCUUCAUCUUAGCCGGAGGUCCCGCCGACUUGAGCGGAGAGCUGCGAAGAGGAGACCAGAUACUGUCGGUGAAUGGUAUUGACCUGCGAGGAGCCACCCACGAACAGGCAGCAGCAGCGUUGAAAGGAGCUGGCCAAAUGGUCACCAUCGUUGCCCAAUACCGGCCAGAAGAAUAUGGUCGUUUUGAGGCUAAGAUUCAUGAUCUACGCGAGCAGAUGAUGAACCACAGUGUGAGCUCGGGGUCAGGAUCACUUCGAACCAAUCAGAAGCGCUCUCUCUACGUCAGGGCGUUGUUUGACUAUGAAAAGGCAAAAGAUAGUGGACUCCCCAGCCAAGGCCUCAGCUUUCGAUAUGGGGACAUCCUCCAUGUCAUCAAUGCCUCCGAUGACGAAUGGUGGCAGGCUCGAAUAGUGACACCAGACGGGGACAGCGAAGAGAUGGGGGUCAUUCCAAGCAAGAGACGGGUGGAGAGGAAAGAGAAGGCGCGUCUUAAGACGGUGAAGUUCAAUGCCAAACCAGGCACCCUAGAUUCAAAAGGGUCAUUCAAUGACAAGCGUAAAAAGAAUUUCAUCUUUACGCGAAAGUUCCCAUUCUACAAGAACAAGGAGCUUGGUGAGCAGGAGGGCAGCGAUUCAGAACGGAGUCAAGAGGACAUGAUUCUGUCAUAUGAGCCUGUUAUUCAACAAGAGAUAAAUUACGCCAGACCUGUUAUAAUCCUUGGACCAAUGAAGGACAGAAUAAAUGAUGAUUUGAUAUCAGAAUUCCCUGAGAAGUUUGGCUCUUGCGUGCCACCAGCUAACACGUCAGGGCAAGAAGAUACCACUCGACAGAAGAGAGACUACGAGGUCGAUGGACGGGACUACCACUUUGUCAUGUCCAGAGAGCAGAUGGAGAAGGAUAUUCAAGAGCACAAAUUUAUUGAGGCGGGACAGUAUAACGACAAUCUGUAUGGAACCAGUGUCCAGUCUGUGAAAUACGUGGCAGAAAGGGGUAAACACUGCAUACUGGACGUAUCUGGAAAUGCCAUCAAGCGACUACAAGUAGCACAACUCUAUCCCAUUGCCAUCUUUAUAAAGCCACGAUCCGUUGAUUCAUUAAUGGAGAUGAACAAACGGCUCACCGAGGAGCAGGCCAAGAAGACGUUUGAUCGGGCCAUAAAACUGGAGCAGGAGUUUGGCGAGUUCUUCACAGCCCUGGUUCAAGGCGACACUUUAGAGGAUAUUUACAACCACUGCAAAAUUGUUAUAGAGGAGCACUCAGGGCCGUACAUCUGGAUACCUUCGAAAGAAAAAUUAUAAGACUCCACUUUGUAAAAUAGUUUGAAUUGUUAUGGAAACGGCUAGUCUUCAUGAUUCAAGUGGACAUUAAACUUUUCAGUUUCAAUUUGAAUAUCCUUGAAUGUACACCACCAAGUGUUGAAACAUUUUAGGCUGAAAGGAACUGUUUGUAUAGUUCUAGAUUUUUAUAGGAAAAUUUCAGUGGGAACUGAAUGAAUAAGGGACAUGUGUCCGUGUUGACACUGUGGAGUUCCAAAGGAACAAUGCAAGAUGACAUCUGGGUCCUUCCCACCAAAGGAAAGAAAAAAAAAGACAAAAUGGCUGCCCCUCUUUCUUUAAACCCAAUGUUACUGGUUAGCACUCAUUUUAUCCAGACACCUCACAUUAGUAGUUGAUAUUCUGCAUCUAUUCCCUCUUGCAUACUACUUUUUUUAUUGUUUUUAUUUUUUAAAUUUAUUUAAUGAGAUUGAGGCCAGGUUUAAUUUUAACAACCCUAAUCCUAAUUAUUUCUUAAAAAUUGAAAAUUGUUGUGAAGCAACUUCUGUUAUCAAUAAAGUGUGAAGAGAACUACUGUAAGUAUCAAAAAUAUGACACUAUAUUUUGCUAUUGAGUGAGCACUACAGCACAGAA